GAACACCGAUCGUCGUACAGGACCUCUGUGCGAGGUCCCGAUCAUGUGAUCACUGAUUGGCCAAUCAGUGAUCACAUGCAGAGUAGUAAGCAAGAUGUCACUUCUGACAUCAUUGCUUACUAUGUUUGAAAUCUGUGAAUGAUAUCAGAGGUCACAUGGUACAAGGCUAUUCACAACAGCCUUUUACCAUGUGACAAGCUGUGACCAAUCACAGCUCACACAAUUUCACACAUAGUAAGCAAUGAUGUCAGAAGUGACAUCUUGCUUACUACUCUGCAUGUGAUCACUGAUUGGCCAAUCAGUG
Molecule: messenger RNA, 304 nt
Organism: Staurois parvus
Lineage: Eukaryota; Metazoa; Chordata; Amphibia; Anura; Ranidae
Source: the annotation of a GenBank genome assembly